Messenger RNA from Telopea speciosissima, 954 nucleotides. Its product is annotated as origin recognition complex subunit 1-like. The transcript has a single exon. The record is from RefSeq and is a predicted model, not a curated record. NCBI's taxonomy places the organism in Eukaryota, Viridiplantae, Streptophyta, Magnoliopsida, Proteales, Proteaceae. The coding region runs from base 140 to 691 and encodes 183 amino acids.
UUCGGAAUCAAAAGUGACUCGAGAAAGCUGAAAGCCCAUCGAAAGGAAAAGAAAAAAAAACAAUGGCGUAAAAGAAGAGACUGACCAAAGGACACAGAGAGAGAGACAGAGGAGGUUCGGAGGAAGAAAAGGAUCAACGAUGGGUAAUACUAAGAUCACGAGGAAGAAGAAAGGAAGGCCAUCCAAGGCCGAUCCCGGCCGCCAAGGCGGCUUCCGACGGAGUUCGCCUGAUAUGACAUCGGAAAAUGAGUUGCGCCGCAGUCUCCGUCGUCGGAAUCCCACAUGUCACGACGAUUUCUACGAGGAUGACGAAGAGGAAGACGACGAGGAUGAGAGGAGAGAGAAGAAGCUGAAGUUAGUCUUGAAGCUUCCACAUAAAGCGGGGUUUGGUGAUGGUGUUGACUCCUCAACCACCCUGACUCGGACAGAAGACAACGUGGCCCACGCGUCUGCUGCUACUAGUGCUGCCGUGUCUGCUUCCUCCUCCGACUACGGAAAUGGGAAUAAGCCCUUCAAGAAGCGGAAGAUCGACGGUGACGAUGGCGUUUACGAUGAAGGCGAAGGUGAUGAUGCCGAUGCCGAUUGUGAUGAAGAUGAUGAUGCCCACUCCAUUGGAUCUGCUCAUCGGAAAAAGGUAUGCAAUAUUGCGACCACCAAUUCACUGCUGCAACACCUAACUGUUAAGUGGUAGCAGUAGUAGCGGCGGCGGCAUUAAUGGUAGAAGAGAAUCUACAGAGAGAGAUUGAGGUCUUGGUGUGGGUAGUGUGGUUGUCCCUCUCGUUCACAGUGUCCAGCUCAGCCGAUCUCUACAUCAUUCGGAUUGUUUUCAGAUUUUUCUAAUUAGACUUACUUCUAUUAUACUCACUCUGUCGACUGUGUCUGUCCUUGAUUUUAACGGUCGGGUCAACUGUCAACUAGUCCCCCACAGAAUCUGAUAACGCUCCACUUUCCUUU